Messenger RNA from Symbiodinium sp. CCMP2456, 5772 nucleotides. Lineage: Eukaryota; Dinophyceae; Suessiales; Symbiodiniaceae. The record is from the annotation of a GenBank genome assembly.
GGCGCCGAUCCCAAUACCGCCAUGCUGGCCGGACGUUACCUCGGCGACGACGGCAAGCCACGGACGGACGUCCCCGCCGACCUCAACUUCGGCGGUGAGUUCAAGCGACUGCCGGUGCGGAUGGUCCUGGAGAUGGACACCAAGUGGCUCGGCACGCUUAUGUGGGAGCUGGCGAACGCCCCCUUGCAGGUGCAGGUCGAGCAGGUCCGCUUCAACCCCGAGGGUGAAGCUGGCCAAGCGGCGCGCGGAUUCGCAGGCGGUGGCGAAGUCGCCGCUUUCGAUCGGCGUCCGACCAAGGGGACCGUCAUCCUGCACGGCAUCGUGUACAUUUUUAACCAGCCCGAUCCGUCGAUCCUGCCGUCCGAAGGGGCGGACGUGACCGACGCGAUGGCGGCGGUUGAGCGGCCCCCACCAACCCACACGGAAUGCGGCAUGGCCGGGAACAACAAAGGCGGCGGCAUCAAGCAGCUCGCCAUUCAGCACGUCGAAAAAGUGGUCGCUGUCGUCCUCGUCGGCGCCGCGGGCUACUUGGCGUAUUCGUCGCUGAGCGUGCAGGGGCUCUCCAAGGCGCCCAACGACUUGAUGACGCAAGCCGGCACCGCCAAGACGUCGUGGGAGACGGCGCCGAUAUCGGAAGUCCCGGAAGGCGAGUUCAGGCCCGCUUACCCGAUUGCGUCGCCCAACCUACUCAAGAACCUCCCGGAGAAACCGUACAAAGAGCCAAGCGGCCUCAACCGUUCGGUCGUGCCACCGGUGGUGGACCGGACCGACCCGAAGCUGCUCCCCGCCACGGACUUGGAAGGGGGCGCGGUGACAGCGAUCUUUGCGUUCGAGAGCAAAGAAGAGGCCGAGAAGCGAAUCCGUGAGGAGCGCGCCAGAGAACAGCGUGAGAAGCUGGAGCAAGAGGCGGCGCGCGAACGCAAUGAGGGUGAACUCCUCGGCGGUGGCGGACGCGGCGGUCGAGGCGGCGGUUUCAACGAUGCCGGCGAGCCGACCGUGGACGAGAAAGGUCGCAAGAUUCGCCCGAUCCCCGGCGGAGCCGUGCAGGAGGGAGUCGUUACCGGGGGCUACGAGCGUUUCCAGGCGUCGUCGGUCGCCUAUGUGCUCGCCAAAGCGCCGGUCCUCGAUCAGGCCAAGAUCUACGAAGAGGCCCUCCGCGAUUCCAAGGGCUACAACCCGGCACUCGACGUCCCGCAGUACGCCGGCGUCAUCGUCGAGCGUGCCGAAGUCACCGGCGAUGAGGAUGCCGAACUGAAGUGGGAGCAGGUCCAGUUCGGCGACGUGUCGGGCUCGAAGCCGCGCCGACCCUACUUGUCGGAGCGUUAUCUGCUAGAGACGACCGCCGACUGGCUUCCCUGGCAGGAGCAGAUCGUUGACGGACGCUAUGUGCAUCCGAUCCUGACAAUGCCGCUGCCGCCGCUGGUGCAACAGAAUUGGAGUCCGGAUGUCGUCCACAGCGACGCGCCGCUCCAAGCCGAGACCGACGCCAAGGCGGCGACCGCCAGCGCAACCGAUCCCGGCGUCAACGAGCCGCUUCCCGAGAUACGGGAAGGCGAUUCGGGCUUCGGCCGGGUGGGCGGGACGGCCGGUCCCGGCGGCGAGUUCGGUGGCCGUGGUGGUCGCCAGCCGACGCCGCGCGGCUUUGGCGGGCGUGGUGAGUUCGGAGGUGGGGGCGAGUUCGGCGGGCGCGGCGGUCGCGGCGAGUUUGGCGGAGGAGCUUACGCGGGCCGCGGCGGCGGUCGUGGACCCGGCGCCAUGGGCGACUUCACGAUCGACCCGGACGUCCCCUUCGCGAUGGUGCGAAUCUUCGAUUUCGGCGUGCAGCCGGGUCGUCAGUACCGCUACCGGGUGAAGCUCGUGCUGAGCGACGUCAACGACAUUAGCCCCAGCACCGGCCGGCCCGACAUCGCUGGCGCCCUCUCGUCGGAAGUAACCGCGCGGGUCCAAGGGAGUAGGAACCCCUACCUGCAGACCGAGUGGAGCGAGCCGAGCUCGAUCAUCUCGGUGCCGAUGGCGGGUGACGCACUGGUUGAAGGGGCGAAGCUCCCCAGCGGCAAGUCGCUGCCUUCCGAGGGAACCGUCGAUCUGCUGGUUCAGUCGUACGCGCUCGACGACGACCGCCGCGCCAUCAAGAACCUUGUGGAGAUGAAGUCGUUCAAGUUCCGCACGGGGCUCACCUUGUGCGACUUCCAGGGCGGCGAAGAGCUUCCUGGAAAGAAGACCGCGCCGGUGAAGGCGUUGUUCAUGGAUGCGGCGGGGCGACUCUUCGUCCACGACCAACUCGACGACCGCACGGCCGUGCAGAACUACAAGAACCUGUUCGAUGAGAACGCCCUCUUCGUGGGGGCGCCGUUGCGUAGCGGCUCCUACGGCUCAGGCGUUAUGGCGAGGAAGAGCUUGCUCUACCGCCCGUUGAGUCCGCUUCUUUCUGAGCGUCAGUACGGGGCUCAAGCGUCGUGGAGGCGUCGUGAGGACCAGCGGGCGUUCGCGCCCGAGGGAGGCGGCCGCAGGAGAGUUGAGUUGAACGCGACACGGAAGUUUGCCGCCCUGGCGGCCGCCCUGGCGGCCCUGGCUAGCGGCCCGGCACUCGCCCAACAACCUGCCACGAGCGCUACGCAGCCACGAGCGCUGCCGAAGCCGACCGAUGCGUCGGCGGUGGGUCAGCGCUACACGCUCACCCCGGCCACGCCCACCGCCGGCGAGGCGACCGACAAGAAGGCCGUCUGUAAGCGGCUGUUGGUCGACGCCCGCGCGGCGAUGACCGCCGGCGACACGGACAGGGCGCAGCAGCUGGUGGCGCGAGCCAGCCAGCUCGAAGUGCCCGCUUCGGCGUUCGCCAAGGGCGAGGACACGCCGGCGAAGCUGGCCCUCGAGCUCCGUCAGCCGGCGCGUCACUACGACCCCGCCGUGAUGACAACCGGCGCGGCCUGGGAACAGACGGGCGCCGAUUACGCCCGGCAAGCGAUGCACGUCCCCGAGACGGACGGCACCGAAAUCCAGCCCGCGGCCGCGAUGGUCGGCGGCGACAACGUCCCGCGUCUGGCGCAGUUGCCGCUGACGGGCGAGUCCGUCCAGGCCGAGCCGGCCGCGGCGGCGCGUCUGCUUGCCGAGGGCGAGCAGAAGCUCCGUGAGGGCGACCUCGACAGCGCCUUCGAAAAGUUUCAAGCCGCCAGCGAUGGCCGCAGCGGCCUCGACGCCGGCGCCCAGCGUCGCCUCGACGACCACCUGCGGAUGUUCGGUGGAGUUGCGUCUGGUGAGCCGGCGCCGCUCAGUGUGCCGGCGGUGGACGCGUCGAUGAUCGAUCAGACGGACCAGGACCAGCAGGUGCUGGCCCGCAAGCUCGCCUCGACGGUGGGACAGGCCCAGGUCGAGUCGCGCGAGAUCCGCGAAUCCGACCCGCGGCGUUCGUUGGAGAUUCUCGAGACCGCGCGACAAGAGGUUGAGGCCUCGGGCAUCAACCAAGAGUACCGGGAUCAACUGGUACGCCGCGUCGAUCGGUCGAUCGACGACGCCAACAAGUAUAUCGAAGCGAACAAGGCGCAGAUCGAACUCGACGAGACGAACGCCGCCGUUCUCGAUGAAAUCGACAGCGAGAAUCUCGCUGAGCAGCGCAAACGCGAGAAGAUGCAGCAGCUGAUCGAGGAGUACAACGACCUGCGAGACGAAUACCGUCUCGAAGAGGCCGAGGUUGUCGCCAAGCGGCUCAAGGAGUUGGCCCCAGACGACCCGGUCGCGCUACAGGUUUGGGAGAACGCCAAGUUCUUCCGGCGAACCGCGAUCAAUAACGGCAUUCGCGAUGAUAAGGACAUUGGUAUCUGGGAUGCUUUGGUAGGCGUCGAUCGCGCUUCGGUCCCCAACCUGCGUGAUGGCCAAGAUAUCGCGUAUGACCCCGAAACCUGGGACGAUAUUCGGGAUCGCCCACGGAUGGGUGAGAAACGUAACCAGCCCUCGCCUCGUGAGCAGGACAUCCGUCGGAGGCUGAAGUCGCCGGUGCAGCUCCGCUACACCGACCGGCCGUUGGCGGAGGUGAUGGACGCGCUGGCGAAGAUGACCGGCGUCGAUAUCUAUCUCGACCCGCGCGGCAUGAACCAGGAGGGCGUCUCGAGCGACACGCCCGUCACGAUCAACAUCAACAGCGAGAUCUCGCUGGAGAGCGCGCUAAACCUGAUCCUCGAUCCCCUGCACAUGGGCUUCACGGUGAAGGACGAGGUGCUCAAGGUCACCAGCAUCUCGCUCCGCGACGGCGAGCUGCAGCGUGAGGUGUACUACGUCGCGGACCUGGUGAUUCCGAUCCCCAACUUCCUGCCAAGCAACAACAUCGGCCUGCAAGGGCUGAUCAACGACGCUCUGGCGGUGACCAGCGCCGGCGCCGGCGGCCUCGGUGGCCCCGGGCCGAUCUCGCUGGCGGGACCGACCAGCGCCCCCGGCGGCGCCCAGAACCCGAACGUCCUGGCGCAGAACUUUGCUCCCUCGGGCCAGAUCGGCGCGGCGCCGGGACAGUUGACCACGGGUCCCGGCGGCCUCGGUGGCGCGGCGUCGGCGGACUUUGAUUCGCUGAUCGAGCUGAUCACCGCGACGAUCGCCUCGGACACCUGGGCCGAGAACGGCGGCGGCGAGGCGGAGAUCCGCCCGUUCCCGACGAACCUCAGCCUCGUUGUAAGCCAGACGCAGUCGGUCCACGAAGAGAUCGCCGACCUGCUCGAGCAGUUGCGUCGUCUGCAAGACCUGCAGGUGACGAUCGAGGUCCGCUUUAUCCGUCUCAGCGACGACUUCUUCGAGCGGAUCGGCAUCGACUUCGACAUGAACAUCAACGACAAAAUCCUCGGCACCGACGAGCUCACGCAGACGUCGAACCCGGUCGCCGCGGCGUCGUUCGGUGAGAGCGUCCGCAACGGCAUUCAACGCACCCGUACGGGAGCCACAGUCGGCGUGCAGGCGCCACUGGUAGGCGACUUAGCGCAGGUGACCGCGGACCUCGACAUACCGUUCCGGCAAGGGAGUUUCAACGUCGCGCAGCCACAGUUCGGCGGGUUCAACCCCUCCACGGCGGCGACGUUCGGCUUCGCGAUCCUCAGCGACAUCGAGGCGUACUUCUUGAUCAACGCCGCUCAGGGCGACACGCGCACCAACGUGCUCAACGCCCCGAAGGUGACGUUGUUCAACGGCCAGCAGGCCUUCGUGUCGGACACGUCGCAGUCGCCGUUCGUGAUCAGCGUGAUCCCGGUGGUCGGUGAGUUCGCCGCCGCCCAGCAGCCGGUGAUCGUGGUGCUCAACGAAGGGACACUGAUGUCGAUCCAAGCGGUCGUCUCCGAAGACCGGCGUUACGUCCGGUUGACCGUCGUGCCGUUCUUUAGCGAGAUCGGUGAUGUCGACGUGUUCACAUUCGACGGCUCGACGACGACGAACGCGUCGGCGUCUAGCAACACGACGGACGGCGACGACGACGGCACCAACGAGUCGGCCAACCUGUCGGAGAACCGGCAGAUCACGACGGCCGGCACCACGGUGCAGCUGCCGACGUUCCAGUUCGUGUCGGUGACGACCACCGUUAGCGUGCCCGACGGCGGCACGGUGCUGUUGGGCGGAAUUAAACGGCUGAGCGAAGGGCGCCGUGAGUUCGGCGUGCCGUUGCUGUCGAAGGUUCCCUACAUCAACCGCCUGUUCCGCAACGUCGGCAUCGGCCGCGAGACGGACAGCCUGAUGAUGAUGGUCACGCCGCGGAUCAUCAUCCAGGAAGAGGAAGAGCAGAAGCUCGGCCUCGCGGGGAAUUAG